Messenger RNA from Zootermopsis nevadensis, 1623 nucleotides. RefSeq names its product zinc finger protein 330 homolog Noa36 (gene Noa36). Gene Ontology annotation, molecular function: zinc ion binding. The record is from RefSeq and is a predicted model, not a curated record. NCBI's taxonomy places the organism in Eukaryota, Metazoa, Arthropoda, Insecta, Blattodea, Termopsidae. Gene Ontology annotation, cellular component: nucleus.
GCUCUGACAUAUAUAACCUAUAAUCUAAUGCAUAGUUUCGCCAUUUUGCGAAAACAUCUUGCGAGACUUCUACACCUGAACAUAUGAUGUGAUCGAUAGAUCGAUUCUCGUUUCGAAAUAUGUAAUGUGAGUUUGGAAGAGAGUGAACUGCAAUUAUAUGUUUAAUGUUGGCGAUAGGUGUAAGUAAUACCGUGCAUUUUAAUUUCGUUGUAUGAGUUUGAAGAAAGAAGAUGCCCAAAAAGAAGACAGGUCAGCGUAAAAAGGCUGAGAAGCAGAAGCUACGACAAAAGGAGAUUAGAACGGCCAAGGAUAAUUUGACCUUAGCCAAGUACCCGUGCAAUGCACCUAUGGAAUGUGAAAAAUGUCGUAGGAAGCAAAAGAAUCGUGCAUUCUGUUACUUUUGCCAAAGUGUCCAGCGACUUCCUCAGUGUGCACAUUGUGGGAAAAUUAAGUGUAUGCUAAAGACUGGAGACUGUGUGAUAAGGCAUCCAGGUAUUUUCACAACAGGCUUUGGCAUGGUGGGAGCCAUUUGUGACUACUGUGAAGCAUGGGUGUGUCAUGGUCGUCGGUGCCUCACCACACAUGCUUGCACAUGCCCUCUGCAGGAUGCCAUAUGUGCUGAAUGUGAGCGCCAAGUGUGGGAUCAUGGUGGGCGCAUCUUUCGUUGUUCAUUUUGUACAAGCUUCUUGUGUGAAGAUGAUCAGUUUGAACAUCAGGCAUCUUGUCAGGUCUUGGAAUCUGAAACUUUUAAAUGUCAGUCAUGUAACAAAUUAGGACAGUAUUCUUGUCUACGCUGCAAGACUUGUUACUGUGAAGAUCAUGUUCGCCGACGGGGUUUUAAGUAUGAAAAGAACAAACCGAUUCCCUGUCCGAAGUGUGGAUAUGAGACUUCACAAACAAAGGAUCUUAGCAUGUCCACUCGAAGCCACAAAUUUGGUCGUCAGGGUCAGGCAGACUUGGAUGAAGAUGACGGUGAUGAUGAUGAUGGAGGAGGAGGGUUCUCUGGAGGGUACAAUGGAUAUGCAGAAGGAACAGGAGACCUGGCAGAUUCUGGUUCUGACGAUGAUGAUGAUGAUGAUGAUUAUGAGGAGUCUGAAGAAGAGUCGGAUGAAGAAGGUGAUGCGGCUGAAGAAGAAACAGCAACAUAGUACAGAGUUUUGCCAGAGAACUUUCACAGUGACUUUCUGCACUUGAGUUUUGUGCUCAGCAAGUGGGCUGGCUUUUCUGUUUAUGCUUUUAUGUACUGCUCUCUUGCUUGUUUGGCUUAUGGGGAGAAUAGUGAACAUAGGCUUUGGUUCACACACAGCAGCUGUGACCACUUAAUACCAAGAAAAAUAAUAAUACUUGUGAAUUAUGAGCAUGGUUAAACCCCACAUUUCACAAAACUGAAGGCUUAUUUCUUGUCUGUUCAAUUGGUUGUAUUUCUUAAGUUAAAAAUUGAACUACAGAAAUUAGUUUGAAGCUCUGUGAUGUCUAAAUUACUCAUAUUUUUUUUGCUUAUAUUAUGUUGUUUAUUUUCAGAGUUUGUAUAUAGCAGAAGCAUUGACAAGAAAAGUUCUGAUGUUGCUGAAAUUGAAGGAUUGAGCAAAAAAUAAUUAAAUAAAUACAAUUUAUUAUAUCAUA